AUGGCUCCUCGCAGAGUAUCCGGCGGACCCGUGGCGUUCCUCGGUCGAGCUUGGCAACUCGCAUUGUUUGUCACGCCAUUUCACCGAAUGUUUUUCAUCAAUGACCUUCAUAUCGCAUAUCCUCAUGCUGUACAUGAGAGGGUAUCUGUCCCCUGGCUGUUCAUAUAUGCCUUCUUCAUUCCCCUAGGCGUCCUCAUCCUCUACAACCUCACCGCCAGAUCGCCAAUCGUAAAGCAUGAAGUCACCUACCUCUCCUUUUUCAUAUCCAUAGUCCUCACAUUAUUUCUCACCGACGUGGUCAAGAACGCCGUGGGUCGACCUCGUCCUGACCUCCUGGAUCGAUGCCACCCGUCCCCUGGAACUAAAGAGAAUGUCUUGGUCACUAUCGAGGUCUGCACCGCUGGGGAAUCACACAAGUUACAGGAUGGAUGGCGAUCGUUUCCAUCUGGUCACUCAUCGUUCUCCUUUGCAGGAUUAGGCUUCUUGAGCCUGUUCCUUGCCGGACAAUUACACAUUUUCCAUCACCCAAUUGGAGGGAGGGAUCUAGGUAGAGCAUUGAUUUGCUUGUCACCCCUGGUUGCGGCGACACUGAUUGCCAUUUCGCGCUGUGAAGACUACAGACAUGACGUAUAUGACGUCUGUGUUGGAUCAGUGCUGGGGAUGAGUGUAGCAUAUUGGAGUUAUAGACGUCAUUGGCCGAGAUUGUCGAUUGCCAGGUGCCAUGAGCCGUAUCCUCGACCGGGCGCGGAUUUGCAGUCUGCAGCAUGGCAGAGGGUUCGUGAUGAGGAGGAAGGUGGCCGUGCUAUGGAUGACGAAUAUGAGCUUCAACCACAACGACCGUCAAGAGGCUGA
This is a messenger RNA of Metarhizium brunneum ARSEF 3297, 852 nucleotides long. RefSeq names its product Diacylglycerol pyrophosphate phosphatase 1 (gene DPP1). Gene Ontology annotation, biological process: phospholipid metabolic process. Gene Ontology annotation, molecular function: phosphatidate phosphatase activity. Lineage: Eukaryota; Fungi; Ascomycota; Sordariomycetes; Hypocreales; Clavicipitaceae. The record is from RefSeq and is a predicted model, not a curated record.